This is a messenger RNA of Ilex paraguariensis (yerba mate), 1354 nucleotides long. Lineage: Eukaryota; Viridiplantae; Streptophyta; Magnoliopsida; Aquifoliales; Aquifoliaceae. The record is from the annotation of a GenBank genome assembly.
AUUUUGCUCAUUUGCCCUAAAUCGAUCGAGACCUCCAGUUGCUCUAAAUCGAUCCAGACAACCAGGCAGCAGCGGCUGAGCAGAGCUCCACCAGCGACUGAGCAGAGCAUAGCUCCACCAACGACUGGGCACAGCCUCCACCUGCGACGAGUUUGAGUUUUGAGUUUGAAGUUUGAACUUUGAAGAGUGCAAAUUACAUGGAUUAUGCUUCGAUUGAUGCAUUGUCGAAGAGUUGGACUUAGACUUGGAGCUUUGAAUUUCAAUAAAGCACUAGCAGCUGCAAAUGGCAGAGAAAGGUGAAAAGGGGUUUUCACUUUCUAAUGGUGGAAAAUCUUCUCUCAAAUCUCCUGCAUCAUUCAAAGGGAAGGAUGAUAGCACAGCAAAGUCAAAGAGGGGAAGAAAAGUACAGUUUGAUGCCGAAGAAGCCAAAAUUAGCAUGUCCUCAAAAUCUGGUGGGAAAGUUGAUAAACCAGUUGCCAGAGGAGAUUGGGGCAAAGGGGGGAAAGGAGAUAAAAUUGCAAAUGGUGGUGAAGUCCCUGUGGUAAAGGCACCUCCGCCGCUGGAGCUCAAAAUUGAGCAUGAACUUCCGGAGAACGCUAAAUGCUUGAUGGACUGUGAAGCUGCAGAAAUUUUACAAGGAAUCCAAGAGCAAAUGGUCAUACUUUCUGAAGAUCCGGCAAUUAAAAUCCCCAUUUCAUUUGACAGGGGACUACAGUAUGCCAAGAGGGGUAGCCAUUAUAUAAGUCCACACCCUGUUAGACGAGUGCUUGAUGCUCUCAAAUUGCACAAUGUUUCUGAUGGCGAGGUGUCCAUGAUUGCCAAUGUAGGUCCAGAAUCUGUGGAAGAAGUUUUUGCUCUUGUCCCAUCCUUGAAGGGCAAGAAAAGCAAACUGAGAGAACCCCUUAAAGAUGCAUUGGAUCAACUUGCUAAGCUAAAACACUCAACAUGAAGCCUCAUUGUUGGGAUCCCUGAUUGAUUUCUUUGGGCUUGGUGGAUGUGAGUAUGGCACCAGUUUUGUGAAGUGACUCAGGCAGACUGCCGGAAGCAUCAUUUCUAAUGCCUAUAGUGACGUAUGAUUUUGUACUGGUGUAUAGCUUGAAAAGAAAAAAUUAGUAAUUAUCAGCUAUGGGAUUUUGUUGGAUUAUGUCAAGUAGCCUUAUGGCAGAACAAAAGCUGUAUUAUCAGUGAAUCUAAUUGAAUUGUGAUGAACAAGCUUGCUUUCCUCCCACCAAUACAAAGAACAAGAAUAUCCGAUUUAAUCGGUCCGCAAUGUGUGUAUGUGUUUUUGUGUCUCGAGUUGGAUUUAUUAUGUUGUGAGGGCCAGGUGAAAGAAAUGAUGCAUUGUGGAGCUGGA